CCCGGCCCGGCCUCCCACCCACCCGAUGAGGCCCGCGCGUUUCCGCAGCAGCAGCAGCAGCAGGAGGAGGAGGUGAGCCUCUCCGCCACGCCAUGAGAUGUCGGGGCUGAACUGGAAACCCUUCGUGUACGGCGGGCUGGCCUCCAUCGUGGCCGAGUUUGGGACCUUCCCAGUGGACUUGACCAAAACCCGCCUCCAGGUUCAAGGGCAGAGCAUCGAUGUCCGCUUCAAGGAGAUCAAGUACAAGGGGAUGUUCCACGCCUUGUUCCGCAUCUGGAAAGAAGAAGGCCUGCUGGCCCUCUAUUCCGGAAUCGCCCCAGCGUUACUGAGACAAGCAUCUUACGGCACCAUAAAGAUUGGCAUCUAUCAAAGCCUAAAGAAACUAUUCGUGGACCGCUUAGAAGAUGAAACCCUGCUGAUCAAUAUGAUCUGUGGGGUGGUAUCGGGGGUAAUAUCGUCCACCCUGGCCAACCCAACCGACGUCUUAAAGAUUCGAAUGCAGGCCCAGGGCAGCCUGUUCCAGGGGGGGAUGAUUGGCAGCUUCAUCGACAUAUACCAGCAGGAGGGCACGCGGGGCCUGUGGAGGGGCGUGGUGCCCACGGCCCAGCGGGCGGCCAUCGUGGUGGGCGUGGAGCUGCCAGUCUACGACAUCACCAAAAAGCACCUGAUCAUGUCAGGCCUGAUGGGGGACACCAUCCUCGCCCACUUCGUUUCCAGCUUCACGUGCGGCCUGGCGGGGGCCGUCGCCUCCAACCCGGUGGACGUGGUCAGGACCCGCAUGAUGAACCAGAGGGCCAUCGUGGGCAGCGUGGAGCUCUACUCCGGGACCCUGGACGGGCUGCUCAAGACGUGGAAGAGCGAGGGCUUCUUCGCACUCUACAAGGGGUUUUGGCCCAACUGGCUGCGGCUCGGCCCCUGGAACAUCAUCUUUUUUAUCACCUACGAGCAGCUGAAGAGGCUUCCCUUCUGAAGGCGGGCACCUCGCGGCGAGCUGGCACUGCCCCCUCCACCCCUUCCCUCUCCUCCCCCCCGGCCCGGGGGCGCCUCGCGGGAUCUCGUGUUACAUGUGUGGGCGGGCGGGUGUGGAGCCAGCGGGUGGUCGGCGGGGCUGGCAUCUUCCAUGAAGGUGGGCCCGGCCGCGGCCCCCUCCCCCUGCCCGCCGUCACCCCCUCGCCCGACUUGCGGAGGUCGGGCAGGGUCCGGGCUGACCACUCCUCUUCUCAUUAAAGUAUUUAUCAA
This is a messenger RNA of Tachyglossus aculeatus (Australian echidna), 1239 nucleotides long. RefSeq names its product solute carrier family 25 member 14 (gene SLC25A14). Gene Ontology annotation, biological process: mitochondrial transport. NCBI's taxonomy places the organism in Eukaryota, Metazoa, Chordata, Mammalia, Monotremata, Tachyglossidae. The record is from RefSeq and is a predicted model, not a curated record. Bases 98 to 970 code for a protein of 290 amino acids. Gene Ontology annotation, cellular component: mitochondrial membrane. The transcript is spliced from 10 exons.